CACCUUCGUCCCACACACUCUUCACUUACACGCUCGUGUACGCUCUUUUAUCGUUGCUCGCCCAGUUCUGCUUCGCCCUCUGUGCAGGUGCGUGCGUGUCUGUGUGCGACUUUGACCUUACGGGCUGCUUUUGUCUUUCCUCGACCUCUCCGCCCACUUCCGCUCUUUCUGCCCCGGCAGCCACGCAACAACCACAUUCUUUUAUCGUCCUCCGCAGCAUCAUCCCAACCAAUUCGUCACCCCGAAGACCAGUCUCAAAGACAGUCCAUCGUUAGCGAUUGUGUAGAUCACGGUCCUCGUCACACCAUUCCACAACAGAUCAAACUUGUGCCGUACUUGGAACACAUCUGACGCCAAGCGUUUACGGAACUUCACGGCCCAGCAUCCAUAACCAAGACACCCGAGAGAAAUAGACCCAGACACCUGGUCAUACAUUUACGUCACAGUUCCCUCAGAGGCUCAUUUCAUUACAAUGGUCCUGAUCAAGACAUCCAGCGCCCUGGCGCUGCUGAGUGCCGCGUCCAGCGUUGAUGCCUUCUGGCGUAUGCAAUGCAAGGGUCGGACUGGCACUGCUCUUGUCGAUCCUAUCGUCGACUUUGGCAAGGUAGCCGACCACGCCCAUGCUUUCCACGGCUCAAGUGCCAUCGCUGAGGAUUCCACUUAUGCCGACCUCCGCGCCGGCAACUGCACCUCUUGUGCGGUCAAGCAGGACAUGUCUGCGUACUGGUUCCCGACCUUGUACUUCCAAGACAGCGCCACCAACAAGUUCGAGCCUGUGCCCCAAGUUGGCGGCCUUCUUGCCUACUAUCUGCUCCGCAACGGAAAUACAAACCAGCAGAUUACGGCUUUCCCUCCCGGCUUCCGCAUGCUUGCCGGCACCAGUCUGCGUCGCGACUAUACUCUCGGCGACCCCGAUGCUGCCGAUCCUCCCACCUCUGACUGGGCGGCACUUGGUCAAGUCGACCAGGACUCCCUUGCCCAGCGCGCGCUUGGUUUCAACUGCAUGGACUACAGCAAGACCCCCGAGCCAUCUUUGUACCGCCACAAGCUGCCCGACAAGGCCUUCACUGAUGGCAGAUGCAAGGACGGUCUUCGUCUGGAAAUCAUGUUCCCCUCGUGCUGGAACGGCGAGAACGACUCCCCCAACCACAAGUCGCACGUUGCGUACCCUAGCCUUGUCGGAGAUGGCAGCUGCCCCGAGGGUUUCAGCAAGCGUCUUGUCACACUCUUCUUUGAGGUUAUCUGGGCCACUAAUGCACCCCAAUUCCAGGGUCGUGCGGGCCGGUGGGUUCUUGCCAAUGGCGACCCGACUGGUUACGGCAACCACGCCGACUUCUUCAAUGGAUGGGACGAGGGUUUCCUCCAGCAGGCCAUCAACCGCUGCACUAACCCCAGUGGUGUCAUGUCCGACUGCCCUCAGUUUAUGGAGAACGGCCCUCUCCAGGACGAGCCUACUCAGGACUCUUGCCGUCUUGCCGACACUUUCAAGCCAUUCUCCGCCUUCGAUGUGAGUGACGGUGUUCUGGCCGGCCUGCCCGGCGGUGUCCAGGUCCAAGCUGGUCCUCAGUCCGCAACCCCCAAGGGCUCGAACAUCCUUGCCAGCAUCCUCCAGCCUCUGAUCCCGGAGGCCGCUGUCCCGACUGCUGCUGCACCCUCUAUCGACACCAACCUGCCUGCUGAGGUUUCGAGCUCCAUCAUUCCCGAUGUCGGCAUCUUCCAGGAGGUCCCGACUUCGAGCAGCACGUCGACUCCUCCUCCCCCGCCCCCUCCGACGACUACCGCGCCUCCCCCGCCGCCCCCUGCUGCGAUCGUCACGCCUCCUCCCGCCGCCCCCGUCCUCGAUGAGAAUGGCAACCCCCCCGUCAGCACCCGGACAAUCACCAAGGAUGGCAUGGUCCAGGAAAUCAUCUACUACGAGGAUGUUGUCUACGUCACUGAGGAGGUUGUCACCACCACGACCGUUGCCGUUAUGCCCUUGUUGAAGACGGACAAGAUGAAGCACCGUCGCAACCACCUGAUGCGCAACCGUCACAUCUAAGAUGGGCAGUAGUCAUUUGUGACAUUGUGUGUGGGCCAGACCUGUGAACUAUGGCAAGCAUCAUCUGAUGCGCGCGGGCGUCUCUUCAGCCAAACCUUCACUUCUUGGUACAUGGUCUAUUCUAAGUUUUCCGCAUAUUUUUUUCCUAAGUCAUUUUCAUAUGAGAAGACAACGUAGAGGGGAAAUUUGGCAAUGUAGAGCUAAGAUUUCCCGUGCCGGUUGAAUUGGCCAAUAUCAAGACUUGCAAAAGGAAAAUUUUAGAUUCCAGCCAGUUCGAAACGUGAUGUCUGAACCGAUGUU
Messenger RNA from Microdochium trichocladiopsis, 2338 nucleotides. RefSeq lists its product as uncharacterized. The record is from RefSeq and is a predicted model, not a curated record. Lineage: Eukaryota; Fungi; Ascomycota; Sordariomycetes; Xylariales; Microdochiaceae. The transcript has 4 exons. Bases 473 to 2038 code for a protein of 521 amino acids.